AUGGCGCCGCCCUUCGUGUUCCCCUCGACCCUCCGGGAUCUGGAGCGGGAUGACGCCGACGUAGGCGACGGCGAGCCGGCCCUCCGCCCGCAAAACCCCGUCGCCGUCGGGGCGCUCCGCGCCGCCGACCUCGAGGAGUUCGUCAAAGGCACAUCGUUUGACCUCUCUGACAAGGAACUCUUCUGCAUCGAGGAGCAAGAUGUGUUUGACCGCGUCUAUUCCCUUGUUCGUGACUUCACUUGCUUGCCCCCUGCCCUCAAGUUCAACCUUGUGGAGACCUUGCGCUCCAAUCUCAGCGUACUCCUUCCGAAUAUAGACUCCCUUUCAAGAGCUUCCAUGUCAUCCCCUUCUGAUGGGGUGCCAAUCACUGACCGCAUUGCUUCACACCGGAAUGCCUUCAAGAUUUACUCCUUCUUCCUCCUCUCUGUUGUUGUUGCCGAGGAAUCAGCAGCUGAUAAUUGCAACGGCCCCAAGGUGGCGGUGCAUGGCCGGAAGAAGAAUCCUGUAUAUGCUUGGAACUGGGAAGCACAAAGAGGCCGUAUCAUGAAUCUUAUUGCUAAUUCACUUGAAGUUGACCUUUCAUUACUCUUUGGUCCAGGCGGUGCUGAUGAACAAUAUCUCUCUUUUGUUUCAAAGUGUACUUUUGUUCUCUGUGAGAAUCAAAAUGUGCUAAAAGAUGAGGAAACACGAAACAGCCUGUGUCGAAUAAUUGGUGCAAUUGCUACGAAACAUCAAAGGAUAUCUCAAACAAGUGCAUCUGUUUCGUAUUUGAUUCAUAAAUUUGAUUUCACUGUCGUGCUUCUUGUGGAAGCAGUUGUUAGUGCAGAGAAAAGGUUUGGUGAUGGAAGCCUUGCAAUUUCGCUGAUAAGGGAAAUAGGUCGGACUGACCCCAAAGAUUAUGUAAGAGAUAGUGGUGGUGCUGACAAUGUUGGGAGAUUCUUAGUAGAACUUGCAGACCGCUUGCCAAAGCUCAUGUCAACCAAUCUUGGUGUUCUGAUACCUCAUUUUGGUGGGGAAUCAUACAAGAUUAGAAAUUCGCUUGUUGGAGUCUUGGGAAAGCUGGCUGCAAAGGCUUUCAAAGAUGUUGAAGGCGAUAGCAACUCCCAUUCGUUAAGGCUCCGAAGUAAGCAUGCUAUGCUGGAAAUUUUGAUUGAACGUUGCCGAGAUGUGUCAGCAUAUACGAGGAGUCGUGUACUUCAGGUAUGGGCAGAGCUGUGUGAAGAAAAUGCUAUUUCAAUUGGCCUGUGGAAUGAAGUGGCAUCAGUUGCUUCGGGUAGACUGGAGGAUAAGAGUGCAAUUGUGAGAAAAUCAGCACUGCAACUACUCAUCACAAUGCUGCAGCACAAUCCUUUUGGGCCUCAACUAAGGACUACAACCUUUGAGGCAACUCUAGAAAAGUACAAGGAGAAAUUGCAAGGAAUGGAGCCUCCUUCUCCAGAUAAAGAUGAACUUGUGAAUGAUUCUUCACUGGGUGAAGUGAUUGCAGGCCAGGAUGAGAGUGUCAGUGAUAGCUGUUUACCUUCUAGUCAAGAACAGAAGGAUCAAGAUCCCACGAUUGUGGAUAUAACAAACUUGGAACAGAUCAGAGCUUUAGUCGCAUCACUUGAGGCUGGCCUACGGUUCUCGACAUGUAUAACUUCACUAAUGCCAACUCUUGUCCAGCUGUUGGCAUCACCUUCAGCCACUGAUGUUGAGAACACAAUUCUUCUACUAAUGAGAUGCAGACAAUUUCAGAUUGAAGGUUCAGAAGCAGCCCUCCGGAAAAUGUUACCUCUGGUAUUUUCUCAGGAUAAGUCGAUAUACGAAGCUGUGGAGAGUGCAUUUAUCACUAUAUACGCAAGGAAAAGUCCCACGGAAACAGCCAAAAGUUUAUUAAAUCUUGCCAUUGAUUGCAGCAUUGGUGACCUUGCUGCCCUUGAAAGCUUAGUUAGUUCAUUGGUAUCAAAAGGAGAAAUUUCAUCCAGCACGGUGUCAGCUCUGUGGGAUUAUUUUUGCUUUCACAUCAAUGGUGUGAGGCCAGUGCAAAGCCGUGGAGCUUUAUCAAUUCUAUGCAUGGCGGCAAAGUCGUCUCCCAGCAUUUUGGGUACCCAUUUGCAAGAUAUUAUUGAUAUUGGGUUUGGACGCUGGGCUAAGGAGGAGCCUCUGCUUGCUAGAACCGCAUGCCUCGCCCUGCAAAGAUUAUCCAAAGAAGACAAAGUCAAAUUAACUAGUACUAGCAGUAGAGUUUUUGCUGCAUUGCAAGGCCUGAUAACUAGCCUCUCACUUCCUGAGAAAAUAUGGUAUGGAGCCGCAGAUAAAGCUAUAAGUGCCAUCUAUGCCUUACACCCAGCACCUGAAACCUUUGCUGCUGAGAUUGCAAAGAAAUCGCUCAAUUCUGUAUUCAGUGUCUUAGGAACGGACUGCAUGUCAAAUGAAAAUGAAACUCAGAAUGGUUCCAUGCUGUCAUCAAUACCAGCCACAAAGCUGGGCAGGUUUCUUUUCAUUAUUAGUCAUAUAGCACUGAAUCAUUUGGUUUACAUUGAAACUUCUGUUAAGACAAUUCAGAAACAGAAAAGGAAGAAUGACAAAUCAGAGCCUACCACUGAGGAUCUUCAGGCAAAUGCCUCCAAAAAUUCGGAGGCACGAGACAUAAAUGCUGAGUUGGGACUUGGUGCAACGGCAGAUAUUGCAAUAGAGUCCCUGGCUGAAAAGGCAGAAAGGGAGAUUGUGUCCAGUUCUUCUCAAAAGAAUCUUAUUGGAUACUCUGGACCAUUUCUUGCAAAACUCUGCAGGAACCUGACUUUGCUGCAAAAGUUUCCAGAUUUACAGGCCUCUGCAAUGCUUGCUCUUUGCAGACUAAUGAUUAUUGAUGCAGAAUUCUGUGAAGCAAAUCUUCAGAUUCUGUUUACUGUUGCUGAGAGCGCACCUUCUGAAAUUGUCCGAUCCAACUGCACUAUAGCUCUUGGUGAUUUAGCAGUUCGCUUUCCAAACCUCUUAGAACCUUGGACAGAGUACAUAUAUGCCCGACUGCGUGAUCCUUCAGCAUCUGUGAGGAAGAACGCUGUGCUUGUCAUUUCUCAUCUUAUAUUGAAUGAUAUGAUGAAGGUUAAAGGCUUUAUUAAUGAAAUGGCUGUAAGGAUAGAAGAUGAAGAUGAUAGGAUCUCAAGCCUUGCAAAACUCUUCUUUCAUGAGUUGUCAAAGAAAGGCAGCAAUCCAAUUUACAAUCUACUUCCUGAUAUCCUGGGUAGAUUGUGCAAUCAACACCUCAAGGAUGAAACAUUCUGUAAUAUCAUGCAAUUCUUGAUUAGCUCUAUUAAAAAGGACAAACAAAUGGAAGCUCUCGUGGAUAAGCUCUGCAAUAGAUUUGCCGGUGUAAAUGAUGUUAGGCAGUGGGAGUAUAUAUCGUAUUGCCUUUCUCAGCUAACUUUCACUGAGAAGGGUUUGAAAAAACUAGUUGAUAAUUUCAAGAUUUUUGAGCAUGCAUUAUCUGAAGAUUCUGUGAUGAACCACUUCAGAAGCGUGAUAGCAAAGUGCAAGAAGUUUGCCAAACCAGAUCUCAAAGUUUGCAUUGAGGAAUUUGAUGAAAAACUCAGCAAGGUUCAUCAGGAAAAGAAAGAGCAAGAGGCCACAACCAGGAAUGCGGAGGCACACAAACAGAGAGUUGGUUCACUUGAAGGAUUCAUGGUAACCAAGGAAACUGCACUAGACGAUGGAAAAUCUGCUGAAGCAGAAACCAGUGAGAUAAUUGAUCCAUCAUUGGAUAACUACUCUGAAGAUAAGGAGAACACACCAGAAUGCAGUGACAAUAUUUGUUCAGAAAACAAUCAUACAUCAUCCACGUUUACUGAAUCCGAAGAUGACAGCACAGAAGUUCAAUCAGCGCGAACUUCUCACAGAGGCGCGUCAUGUUCAAGGGUAAAUAAAAUGAGAGAACCGGAAGACUCAGAAGACAGUGCUCCAAUUAGACGUGUGGCUCGUAGGAGACCAGCAAGGUGAUGCUGCAACCUCAGGUAUAGAGCAGCUCCUGCAGAAAUGUAAUAUGAACCAAGUGGCAACAGCUCUCUGGGAAGAUCUCACCUUGAGAUCCUGGAUUUCUGAAGCAACCGGCCCUCGUGCUUUUGUCCCAACCAGAAACUUUAUCUAAAGCUGAUAUAUUUUGUUGAAACAUAGUGUUUAUAAGCCUUCUUUGACCUGCUAAACCUUGGCCAGCUCCAGGGAGCGGUUUGCUGGCUGCUGAUAUUCAUUGCAAGGAUCACUUGUAUUUCAUCUAGUAGUUUGCCUCUGAUUGAUAAUCUGGUCUUUGGAACUUGGUAUAGAGUCUCCUUACCCCUUUGCCGUUCUUUUCCGUUAUAAUUCUGCUGCUUGUACAAACCUAUUACCCAUUUACCCGCUUGGUCUAAUUGAAUCUAGAAGCUAGAUUAUUU
This is a messenger RNA of Oryza brachyantha (malo sina), 4403 nucleotides long. RefSeq names its product condensin complex subunit 1. Gene Ontology annotation, cellular component: condensed chromosome, centromeric region; nucleus. Lineage: Eukaryota; Viridiplantae; Streptophyta; Magnoliopsida; Poales; Poaceae. The record is from RefSeq and is a predicted model, not a curated record. Bases 1 to 3975 code for a protein of 1324 amino acids. Gene Ontology annotation, biological process: meiotic chromosome condensation; mitotic cell cycle; mitotic chromosome condensation. The transcript has 17 exons. Gene Ontology annotation, molecular function: histone binding.